ACUGAAAGACAUCUUGUCAUCUUUCUUUCUGCUAUCGUGCUCAGAGCUCUUUUAUCUUAGAGAGAGAGAGGGAGAGGGAGAGAGAGAUGCAGGACUCCAAAGCAUCUACCGAUAAAGAACCGAGACCUGAAUCGGACGAUGCUCGUUUUGACAAAUCGCUUCAAGAACUGAAAGACUUACGCUUUCAACUCCAUUAUGCUGCCGAUUACUGCGAAACUGCAUUCCUCAAGGCCAAACACAGGAAGAUGUUGGUGGAAAAUACAAAGGAGUACAUAUGUAAUGCCAUGGUCACAGUAGUCGAUCAUUUGGGGAGCGUUUCUGCAAAUCUCGAAUGCCUUCUCAGCUGCCGUGUCGAGCCUUCGCUGGCCGAACUCCGGAUCAACGGCUUACAGCGUAGACUUCUUGCGUGCCAGGAGUACACCAGCGAGCUCGACCUUGCUAAUAUGCGCUGGAGUGCGAAGUUCCCAAUAUAUCAGCCGCGUUACACUUCACCAUUGAUUCCACCUCUAGAUCGAUCAAAGGCACUUAUUCUGAGGGAUGCUUCUGAUCUAGUUGCUUCCGGGCCAACGUACCAGAGUAAGAUCCAUGCCGAAGAGACUACGCCACGUGUCGCACAUCCAGACAAAAGCUUUAAUAACAAGAAUCUGAAUAAGCAUUUACCUCCAGGGUUUGAAUUUUCUGCGGUUUUGCCUGCGCGGGAAGGCCCAUCUAUACUGUUCAAACCUCGCAUUCCAUCGUUUCGGUCGCAGACAAAGAAGCUGAGAUGCCAUGACCAAGGUAAGAAGGAAGUUCAGAGCAGUAACUUCUUGCCAUUCCUUCGGAGGAGCAGGAGAAGCGUCUGAUGUACUGUCCAUUUGGGCUAUGUUCAAAUACCAUCGUAGAUUUGCUGUGAUGUUUUUCGGCCAGAUUAGUAUCUGUUUGUAAUUUUGUUUGGGCUUUUUUCUUGCAUGAGUGGAGAGAAAUUCUAUCUA
Messenger RNA from Magnolia sinica, 971 nucleotides. Its product is annotated as probable protein ABIL5. The transcript has 8 exons. The coding region runs from base 87 to 842 and encodes 251 amino acids. Lineage: Eukaryota; Viridiplantae; Streptophyta; Magnoliopsida; Magnoliales; Magnoliaceae. The record is from RefSeq and is a predicted model, not a curated record.